AUGACGGUCACGAUCCCGGACUUUACUGUUGGUGUUCUGGCACUGCAGGGCGCAUUCAGCGAGCACGUACAGCUUUUGCGACAGGCUGCGAAUGCGUUAAAGCUGAAGAAGGGUGUGGAUGCAAAGUGGGAGUUCAUUGAAGUGCGCACACCGCAGGAACUGGCACGAUGUGAAGGCCUGAUCAUCCCUGGCGGUGAGAGUACAGCUAUAAGUCUCGUGGCAGCGAGGAGUGGGAUAUUGGAGCCGCUGAGAGAAUUCGUCAAAGUGCAGAGGAAGCCAACCUGGGGCACAUGCGCCGGCUUGAUACUUCUCGCGGAGAGCGCUAACCGAACGAAGAAAGGCGGACAAGAACUCAUCGGAGGCCUUGACGUGCGAGUGAACAGAAACCACUUUGGCCGCCAGCAGGAGAGCUUUCAGGCCAGCCUCAACCUUCCAUUCCUCGGCGACACCGCGGAAAAGGGCGCCGAUCAGCCUUACAGAUGCGUGUUCAUCCGCGCACCGGUUGUUGAGAAGGUACUGCCUCAUGCAAAGGGCGUGCAGAUGGAGGAGGAGGAGGCAAGAGAGGAGACAGUAGUUGCGCCAAGUAAGAUACCGGUGGACGAACUGGCGAGAGAGCAAGUGAACCGGGACGUCGAGGUAAUGGCGACGCUGUCGAUGAAGAACCCGUCGCUGCAGGCAACCCAGGAACAUGACCAUGCCGGGAAGGAAGACAUCAUUGCAGUAAGACAAGGCAAUGUGUUCGGCUGCAGUUUCCAUCCGGAGCUAACAGAGGACCCACGGAUCCACGUGUGGUGGCUGGAAGAAGUCCUGAAGGCGGCUGAGCUGAGGCAGACAUUCGAGCUUGCUGAUCGGACGAAGUAG
This is a messenger RNA of Boeremia exigua, 861 nucleotides long. RefSeq names its product class I glutamine amidotransferase-like protein. Gene Ontology annotation, molecular function: glutaminase activity. Gene Ontology annotation, biological process: pyridoxal 5'-phosphate biosynthetic process; pyridoxine metabolic process. The coding region runs from base 1 to 861 and encodes 286 amino acids. Gene Ontology annotation, cellular component: cytosol; glutaminase complex. The record is from RefSeq and is a predicted model, not a curated record. Lineage: Eukaryota; Fungi; Ascomycota; Dothideomycetes; Pleosporales; Didymellaceae. The transcript has 2 exons.